Messenger RNA from Magnolia sinica, 2151 nucleotides. RefSeq names its product cysteine-rich receptor-like protein kinase 10. The record is from RefSeq and is a predicted model, not a curated record. Gene Ontology annotation, biological process: protein phosphorylation. The transcript has 7 exons. The coding region runs from base 27 to 2057 and encodes 676 amino acids. NCBI's taxonomy places the organism in Eukaryota, Viridiplantae, Streptophyta, Magnoliopsida, Magnoliales, Magnoliaceae. Gene Ontology annotation, molecular function: ATP binding; protein serine/threonine kinase activity.
CACCUCUCUAUGAUUAUCUCUCCAAAAUGCAUUUUCUUGUAUCAAAAUACAUCCAUUUACUUCUAUUUUCAUCCCUACUACUUCUUUCUCAAGAUCCCAUCUCAGCCGAAGAUCCGACCUUCGUAGUCUGUCCACCGGAAACUUCAAAUUACACUUUGGGGAGCCAAUUUGAAACCAAUCUCAACCGUCUACUCCCUUUGUUAUCCCCAGAUGGGCCCAUCAAUCUCAAUGGCUACUACAAUGAAACCUAUGGCGAAUACCCCAACAUCAUCUACGGCUACUCUCAGUGCAUGUCUGGUGCAACUGAAGAAGAUUGCAAAGAAUGCCUCAAAAAUUCAACAAAAGAGAUCAUCAGGCGGUGUUCCAACAGAAUGGAAGCUGUCAUCCGAUACUACAGGUGCAUCUUACGUUACUCCAACCGUCCAUUCUUCUCCGUAGAGGACACUACCAUUAGGAUAGAGCUUAUCUUACUUCAGGAUACCUCAACCUCAACCAUGUUUAAUCUGAAAUUAGGAGGUCUGAUGAUGCGUCUGGCAUCUGAGGCCGAUUCAAAGCCGUCCAAAUUCGCGACUGGGAACAUCCCUAUGAAUGACUUCGAGACCAUAAAUGGUCUGGCCCAGUGCACUAGAGACUUAUCGGCUGGUGAUUGUAGGGCAUGUUUGGAAGGGAUGAUCAGCAGGAUUCCGGAAUGUUGUGGGAACAAAAAGGGAGGAAAUGUUUAUUGUGUGAGUUGUAACAUAAGGUAUGAUCCAUACCUUUUCUUUGAUAAUUCGCCACCGCUGCCUCUUCCGCCACAGACGUCUCCGCCACUGCCAAUUGCAGUUCCUCCACCUCCUUCGCAGCCUGCGGGCAAAACGGAUGGGAACAAAUCAAGGGUUAUAAUCAUCAUCGUUGUUACUUCAGUUUUGGGACUGGCUCUCUCUAGUUCUUGCAUUUGCUACUACUUAUGGCGAAGAAAGAUACCAUACAAAGAGAAAGGAGAACGCCAAGAAUUAGAACAUUACUUGGGUAUUCCAGAUGGUUCAGCCAUGGAUGAUGAUCAAGUUUCAGAAUUGCCAAUCAUUAACUUAGCUACAAUACAAGCUGCUACAGACAACUUCUCCGAUGAAAAUAAGCUCGGAGAAGGUGGAUUUGGACCUGUAUAUAAGGGAAAGCUAUCUGAUGGGAAGGAAAUAGCAGUUAAAAGGCUAUCAAGGAGCUCAAGGCAAGGUCUGGAAGAAUUCAAGAAUGAAGUCACAUUGAUUGCCAAACUUCAACACAGGAACCUUGUGAGGCUCUUGUAUUGCUGCAUGGACAGAGGAGAGAAAUUGCUCAUUUAUGAAUACAUGCCAAAUACCAGCCUUGAUGUCUUCCUCUUUGAUUCAAUCAAGAGUGCUCAAUUAGGUUGGGAAACACGUCGUAACAUAGUAAGUGGAAUUGCAAAGGGCAUUGUUUAUCUCCAUGAAGACUCAAGACUCAGAAUCAUCCACAGGGAUUUAAAAGCUAGCAAUGUUUUGUUAGACCAUGAGAUGAACCCGAAGAUUUCUGACUUUGGCAUGGCUCGAUUUUUGGGUGGGAAUCAAAGUCAGGUCAAUACCAAUAGACCCGUCGGAACAUAUGGCUACAUGGCACCGGAGUAUGGAAUGGGAGGGCUAGUCUCUGUGAAAUCUGAUGUCUACAGCUUUGGAGUUCUACUGUUGGAGAUCAUAAGCGGAAAAAGGAACAACAGUCAGCAUCUCCCCAAUGGCGCUCAAAGCCUCCUAAUUUGUGCAUGGGGAUUGUGGUGUGAUGGACGAGCGAUGGAAUUGAUUGAUCCUUUGUUAGCGGAGUCAUGUCCCACCAAUGAGGUGUUCAAAUGGAUCCACAUUGGGUUGUUAUGUGUUCAACAAGAUGCAGCAGAUAGGCCCACCAUGUCUUCCGUCAUUCUUAUGCUCGGAAGUGAAUCUAUGAAACUUCCCCAACCUACACAGCCAGGAUUUUUCUUUCCAAGGGCUGUUGUUGAAUCGGAUAAAUCUUCUGCGAAUGCUAAAAUCUAUUCUAAGAAUGGUGUAACUAUAUCUACUCUCGAACCCAGGUGAGUGGGCACAGCCCAAGGGUUAGCCUCAUGUAUUGAUGGGUCGGAUCCAAAUUACCAUGGUUCAACCUUAGCUUUUGAAAAUAAAAAUUUAUCCA